This is a messenger RNA of Syngnathoides biaculeatus (alligator pipefish), 3767 nucleotides long. RefSeq names its product glycogen synthase kinase-3 beta-like. Gene Ontology annotation, cellular component: cytoplasm; nucleus; cytosol. The transcript is spliced from 11 exons. The record is from RefSeq and is a predicted model, not a curated record. Gene Ontology annotation, biological process: insulin receptor signaling pathway; extrinsic apoptotic signaling pathway in absence of ligand; regulation of neuron projection development. Gene Ontology annotation, molecular function: ATP binding; protein serine/threonine kinase activity. The coding region runs from base 238 to 1548 and encodes 436 amino acids. NCBI's taxonomy places the organism in Eukaryota, Metazoa, Chordata, Actinopteri, Syngnathiformes, Syngnathidae.
GCUUCUGAGGGUCUCGCCGUAGCAAAAGCUAAGCAGCCCCGCCAGGCGGACGCCAGCCGCCAGCAGCCAGCAGCAGAGGCAGCAGCAGCAGCAGCGGCGGCGGCGAUCUUCCUCCAAAUUGCUCGCCGUCGGGGUUUUUUUUUUUUUUUUUUUUCUUUCCGCAUUUCGUCGGGACCGAGGCGCGUAGCUGGCAAGGAAAGGAGAGCGGGAAGACAACCGCGACCCCUGCGCAAAGAUAUGAGCGGCAGCGGGCGGCCCAGGACCAGCUCGUUUGCUGAGCCGCCGGGACUUUCAGCAGCCGCCGCCGCCGCGGCCGUCGCUGUCGUGGGGAGCAGCACAGGAAAGUCCGGGGUCCCGCAGGCCUCCGGCGGCAGUUUGUCGGGAUGCUCGAACCUCAAGCUCGGCAGAGACAGCGGCAAGGUGACGACGGUCGUGGCCACGCCGGGUCAGGGCCCGGACCGCCCACAAGAAGUGUCCUACACUGACAUCAAGGUGAUCGGCAACGGCUCGUUCGGGGUGGUCUACCAGGCGCGCCUCAUCGACAGCCAGGAGAUGGUGGCCAUCAAGAAGGUUCUCCAGGAUAAGAGGUUCAAGAAUCGUGAGCUGCAGAUCAUGAGGAAGUUGGACCACUGCAACAUCGUCAGACUACGUUUCUUCUUCUACUCCAGCGGAGAGAAGAAGGAUGAAGUGUACCUCAACUUGGUGCUGGAUUUUGUCCCCGAGACGGUCUACAGGGUGGCCCGGCAUUUCAACAAAAACAAGAGCAUCAUUCCCAUCAUCUACGUCAAGGUGUACAUGUACCAGCUGUUUCGCAGUUUGGCUUACAUCCACUCGCAAGGCGUGUGCCACCGAGACAUCAAGCCGCAGAACCUGCUGGUGGACCCCGAAACGGCCGUCCUCAAGCUGUGCGACUUUGGCAGCGCCAAGCAGCUGGUGCGCGGCGAGCCCAACGUGUCGUACAUCUGCUCGCGCUACUACCGAGCGCCCGAGCUCAUCUUCGGCGCCACCGACUACACGGCCAACAUCGACAUCUGGUCGGCGGGCUGCGUCCUGGCCGAGCUGCUGCUGGGCCAGCCCAUCUUCCCCGGCGACAGCGGCGUGGACCAGUUGGUGGAGAUCAUCAAGGUCCUCGGCACCCCGACCAGGGAGCAGAUCCGCGAGAUGAACCCCAACUACACAGAGUUCAAGUUCCCGCAGAUAAAAGCUCAUCCUUGGACCAAGGUGUUCAAGCCUCGCACGCCGCCUGAGGCCAUCGCGCUGUGCUCCCGCCUGCUGGAGUACACGCCGGCCUCGCGCCUCUCGCCGCUGGAGGCGUGUUCGCACACCUUCUUCGACGAGCUGCGGCAGCCCAACGCUCGGCUGCCCAGCGGGCGGGAGCUGCCCGUCCUCUUCAACUUCAGCACUACAGAAUUGUCCAUCCAGCCUCAGCUGAACUCCACGCUCGUCCCGCCGCACGCUCGCGCUCACUCGGCUGCUUCCUCCCACGAUGGGACCGGCCCGGACGCCUCCCAGGUGGGACCGGUACCGGGAACUCUUAACAGCAUCUGAAGCGGCCAAUGGGCUGCCUCGCCACCUGCCCGACCAGCCCCGCCCCCUCUUUCUGUCUUUUUCUCUCUUUCUCUUCACUCUCCCUCCAUCCCUCCCUCAACCAGACAGACACGCGCAUACGUGGAAUCCUUACCCGCUCGCGUGCGCGUCCCCCCCCCCCCCCCCCACGCCGUAGAUGACGUUUUGGUACGGCGGACGCAGCCGACGUCAUCGCAGCUGGAGAUUGUCGUACACGCACAACACGCGCACUGUCUGACUGCUGCUCCAGUGGUAUGUGAAGGCUCAAACGUGGGGGCUGGUCCUCUGUAAUAUAAUUUUUUUUUUUUUUUCCCCAAUUGACCCCCCCCCCCCUCCCUUCUUCAGCCAUUUUUCCUUAUUUAUUUGAACACACCUGACACCUGUUUCCUCACGGACUUUCUUUGGCUCGUUUUUCGUUUUUAUUGAGGUUUGAAACGGUUGCGAGGUCUCCGGAAUGUUGGCCGACCUCGGGCCGGAGGAGACGUUCGCUCGGGAGACGCUCCCAUCUUUUUCCCGCAAGCAUUUUUUUAUCAGGAUUAUUAUUAUGAUUCAGAUUUUUAUUAUGUUUCUCACCACGGCCACGUUUUGCUUCAGUCUUUAUUUUCUUCACAGACAAAAAAAAAAAAGAAAAAUCCCUUUUAGAGAAUUUUAUUGAACAUUGUCAUGUUUUUAAGACUGUUUCUUUUUCUUUUUAAAGCCUCGAGUCGUGCUUGUGGUUUCUUUCCCGCGAGCGUUUCACACUAGUCGAAAUAGACUCAUCAUGUCGAGUUAAAUGCUGGCUGGAAAAACAAAAGGUGACAGUCAUCCCUCUGCCAACAGCGCAAGUAAUCGAUUCACGUUUGUUGAGUGUCGGGCGCCGAAACUUGUCCGACUUUCAAGCCGUUUCCGUUUGUCUCCUUUAGAAUUGGCGCGACGAGCCGAGAGUCCGCUCCUAAUCUUAAACUCCAGUUUAGAAGCGUCGCUGAGCUCAAAUCCAAAGAGACGCGACGCUGCCGUCUGCAGGCGUUCGUUCGUCAUUCCAGUUGCGCACAAGCUAGAAUUUCAGACGAGCGGGAAAAUUUUUACUUUGUAUUUUUGUGGCAGUCAACGGUUGGAUUCCGGUUGAGGUUAAUAUAAAUAUCCUCGGCGGUGAAUGAGUUAAGAUGUACAUAUAUCAGAGAAGUAUCAUUUUAGCAGAGCAAAAUUGUACACCUGCGGGAAAGACUCUCAGGAACAACCCGAGCUAAACGUAGUUCCACCCUGCCGUAGGAAGGUCUGAAACGGUCAAGAUGCGUCACUUGGACAAAGUUCCUUGACGCCAAUGGCUCCUGUCCCAUGGCGCCAUCUUUCGAACGAAGUAAAUAUGCGGGCGGAGUGAACGUCGCUGGUCUUCAUGUAGCAGCAGCAGCAGCAGCAGCAGCACGCGCGUCAUCUCUUUUUACGUUUCUCUCUCUUUAUUCUCUUAUCUUGAUGAACUUUCUUCCAGUGACAGAGAGGCUCACUUCUUCAAAGUAUUUUGCCAUUCAUACUUUUUCAUGUAGUAACUGCAGGUUUCAAUCCUCCCGCUGCCAUGACAUGUGUAAAUAUUAUUAUUUUUUUUUUACAUUUUAUUCCACCCCCACUUUUUUUUUUUUUUAAUAUAUUACAGAGCUGUUUAUAUCUCCUGCCACUCGUUCUGUCCAUAUGUCUGUGCUUGUUUAUUCUGUAAAUACACCUUUGUGUCGCCAUGUAAAUAUUGCAAAGGAGAAAAGAAGAAGGAAAAGCGUGUCCUGUUUGUCCAGCACCUUUUUUCUUUCUUUCUUUUUCGUCUUUCUCUCUGUCUUAGUCUCUUUAUUUUUUUUUCCCCCAAACAAAUACCGGCGGGAAGUUCGCAGCCGCCGGCUCCACUCGAUUUGCCGACAGAGCCGCUCGUCGGUUUGUGCGUCGACUUCAAUCUUAGGACUCCUGUGCAGUAUUUAGGGAGGAAGAGAAGCAAAAAGCAAAAGUUGCAUCGUGUCACUCGGGAGUCAACGCAGCGACGGCCAGCGUUAAGGACAGGAAGUGACGUUUUGCGCUACCACCGCAAACAAAAGCCUCCAGUGUGUUCUUGCCCGUUUCCUUCAUUUGCCACUUUGAAUCCGUUUAGUUCUGCCGGAGAAGGAGAGAGAAAGAAAAGCCAAGCUGUUUGUCUCGGUUCUGUGUAUGUGAACUCAUUGACUGUAAUAAAGUGAUGAUGAAACUGU